UUGAUGCUCUCAUGACAUUUACCCGGUGUCCUGGUGUCUCAACAGGCCAUGAUCAUUGCUUUUAGCUCGGACAUGAUUCCCCGGCUGGUCUACUACUGGUCCUUCUCUGUGUUUCCCUACGGACAUCACUCCAACCACACCAUGCAGGGCUACAUCGAAAGCUCGCUGUCUAUAUUCAACAUCAGCGACUUCUCUGAUCGGAGCAUGCCCAUGAGGACACCUUACAACAUCACCACCUGCAGAUAUCGAGAUUUCCGGUACCCCCCCGGGCAUGCCAUGCAGUAUGAGUACAAUGUCUACUACUGGCAUGUGAUCGCUGCCAAACUGGCUUUUAUAAUCGUCAUGGAGCACAUUGUUUACCUCACGAAUUUUCGUCCUUCCUACGUGAUCCCCGACGUCACGUUACAGGUGAAAGAGCAGAUCAGACGAGAGAAGACGCUGACCCAGGUCAUCCUCCACUAG
Notothenia coriiceps (black rockcod) is the source of this 462-nucleotide messenger RNA. RefSeq names its product anoctamin-6-like. The coding region runs from base 49 to 462 and encodes 137 amino acids. Gene Ontology annotation, molecular function: chloride channel activity. The record is from RefSeq and is a predicted model, not a curated record. The transcript has 3 exons. Gene Ontology annotation, cellular component: plasma membrane. Gene Ontology annotation, biological process: chloride transmembrane transport; calcium activated phosphatidylserine scrambling; calcium activated phosphatidylcholine scrambling. NCBI's taxonomy places the organism in Eukaryota, Metazoa, Chordata, Actinopteri, Perciformes, Nototheniidae.